Striga asiatica is the source of this 1462-nucleotide messenger RNA. The record is from the annotation of a GenBank genome assembly. Lineage: Eukaryota; Viridiplantae; Streptophyta; Magnoliopsida; Lamiales; Orobanchaceae.
AUCAUGUUGAAGAAAGUACACCUAUUCAACUCAAAAAUCCCACCACCAACUCCUCUAUGGCUUCUUCUUACUACCUCAUAACUUUGCACAUUUGCUUGAAGUAAAAAAAAAAAUCUCUAUAAAUACUUGUUAGCUAAUGUCAAAUUUCAUCAUCCCAAAACCUUCUCUCCACAACACAUUUUGUUACAUAGCAAUAUUCUUGCAGCUAGCAAACACAAAUGGCUAAGUCCACAUUCAUCUUGUUCUUGGCUUUAACUCUUCUUGCUUUUGCACCCUUUUGCUUUUGUCACAACACACAUGGAGGCCACUUAUACCCACAAUUCUAUGACCGUUCGUGCCCAAGGGCUCGUGACAUUGUUCAGUCCAUUGUUGCAAAGGCGGUUGCUAAAGAAGCUCGUAUGGCGGCUUCACUUGUUAGGCUCCAUUUCCACGACUGCUUUGUUAAGGGCUGUGAUGCGUCGAUACUAUUGGACAGCACGGGUAGCCUAGUCAGCGAAAAGAGGUCCAAUCCUAACCGAAACUCAGUCCGCGGGUUUGAAGUGAUUGACGAUAUCAAAACGGCACUUGAGAAAGAAUGCCCUCACACCGUGUCUUGUGCCGAUAUCAUGGCUCUUGCUGCAAGGGACUCUACAGUUCUUGCUGGUGGGCCCAGUUGGGAGGUUCCACUGGGAAGAAGAGACUCAAAAGGAGCCAGCUUGAGUGGCUCAAACAACAACAUUCCUGCUCCAAACAACACCUUUCAGACCAUCUUAACUAAAUUUAAGCUACAAGGAUUGGGCAUUGUUGAUCUUGUUGCAUUAUCUGGAAGCCACACCAUAGGAAAUGCUAGAUGUGUGAGCUUCAGGCAGAGGCUCUACAACCAAUCAGGAAACUCGAAACCCGAUUUCACCCUCGACCAAUCAUAUGCCUCCAAGUUGCGGGCCGGGUGCCCGAGAUCUGGUGGGGACCAGAACCUUUUCUUCUUAGACCCUUCUUCUCCUACGAAAUUCGACAACAGUUAUUUCAAGAAUCUGUUGAGUAAUAAGGGCCUUUUGAGUUCUGACCAAAUUCUGGUCACUAAGAAUCGACAGUCGCUUGAGCUCGUGAAGAAAUAUGCCGAGAAUAUCGACCUUUUCUUUCAGCAGUUUGCAGAGUCUAUGGUUAAGAUGGGGAAUAUUUCGCCGUUGACCGGAAACAGGGGAGAAAUCAGAAAGAACUGCCGAAGGAUUAAUGCCUAAUGCUUGAUAUUAUUCAUUUUUCUAGUGUUUUUCUUCUCUUGGUUUGAAGAAUUAUUGGAAUGUUGUUCGGGUGUAAGCUUAUAUGGAGUUUUCAUGUGUUAUAUGCUUGUGAUAUGAAAAUGUAAGUCCAUGUUGUUGUUACAUCCAAGUACCUUAAAAGCUACCAUGGCUUUCUACUAUUUAUUGGGGUUGAUUCAAGUACAGAAAUAUAAUAUAAGGUAAGGCCAAAGCAGUUCUAGGCCAUC